AUGGGAGCAGAUGUUCAGACGGGGGCCUUGGAUACAGUCCUUCAUAAAUGGGCAUAUAUUCGAGGCCCUCAGUUGACAUAUCCCGAGUCUUAUCUUACAAUCUUCAAAAGCGUUGCUGAAAGACUCCCAGAUAUCAACGCACGAGCCAAAUAUGACGAAGACACCCCUCUCCAUAAAAUAGUUGCUGGACUGCACCAAGAGGAAGAGGUUGAAGGGGCUUGCGAUAUUCUAUUUGCCCUCGAUCAACCGCCGGAUAUCAAUGCCGUCAAUCGCAAGGGGUGGACUGCAAUGUACUAUUCGCUUCUUACAGAGCGGGACCCUUUCCGACAAGCAAUAUACCUGCUGAAUAAAGGCGCAAAUCUAACCACUUAUGCGAACGAUGGGAAGAACAUUUUCUUCCCUAUCACUUAUAACGUCGUCUUUAGCGAUCAGCAAAGCCAUGACCUCAUUCUCGAGCUUUUGACGCAUCUUGUACGGACCGAGGCCGGUUUGAAAGAUAAAAAAGAGGCUUAUGAGAAAUACUUCCGUCCAGCUCCAGCUAACAUUCUGGCCCUGUCAGAGGCUGCAAAGGCGGGCCGUGUGCAAACAAUGAAUCUACUUUUGGACUUGGGAUUUGAAAAAGACAUCAACAAGCUUGUGGAGACGGAUCCUCCGUUCACCGUAUUAGACCACGCACUCUUGAGCGCCGCUAGUAGGAGGUACGAUCAUAUGGAAGCGCUUGCAUCGUACACUUCUGGCGCAGCCCGGAAACGGGCGCGGGCUGCUGGCAACGUAUAUGGGAGAUCAAACGAGAGCCCGAGCCGUGCCGCCGAAGCGUAUGCAGGGUCCUAUAAAGUCUUGCACCUCUUGCGGUCUCGCGGAGCGAAGCGUGCGUGUGAACUCGAAUCACUAGCGAGUUCGAAACGGCUAGACCUUAGGCAUAUGUACCCAAAAUACUGGCUGCAUCCGGACGUCUGCGACGUGAUGCAUUUAUACUGGCUUGGAUUUCCACCAGAAACCCAGCCCAACAGAAAUGAUUGGGAUAUUCUGUACGAAUUAUCGCGGUACCCAGAGAAUUGGCGAGAUCAACUCGUUGACAUACUCCGUGAGUUGUAUGAGGAUGGGGUAUGGCGACCGGAUUUGAAGCUGCUGGAGCGCGCGGUAAAAGGAUCAAGCUCAGCAAAGGCCACUACCUUGGAAGUCCCGGACAAUGAAUUUCUUCAGAAGAUUGUCACGCUGUUGACAACCCUAGGGAAGACAGACCCCAGCACAGCCGCGUCAGAUGCGAAAGAUCAGGGAUCUGUAUGGAUUGAGGCCAGAGAGACAACCAGCUCCGGCCCUAAUGGCCUCCACCGCACGAUUCCUGGGUAUAAUUUAGAAGUAGAACUUCUGGGGACAAAGGGACUGGGUAAAACAAGAAGGGUUAAGGCAGAGGCGAUGUUUUGGGGCGCACAUAUCUAA
Messenger RNA from Uncinocarpus reesii 1704, 1440 nucleotides. RefSeq lists its product as uncharacterized. Bases 1 to 1440 code for a protein of 479 amino acids. The transcript has 2 exons. The record is from RefSeq and is a predicted model, not a curated record. Lineage: Eukaryota; Fungi; Ascomycota; Eurotiomycetes; Onygenales; Onygenaceae.